CUGAACGCAGCGCGCCGCUCCUGUGGUUUUGUCACAAGCUAAAGCAGAAAGGCGGCUUCUCUUCACCGCUAAUGUUACUCAUGAGGACGGCGGUGAGCAGUUAGCAUUAACAAACCAGUCCUUAUAUCUGGGAGGUGGCGUAUUACAUUCAAUUUGGAUGGCUAAAAUUUGUGUCAGGUUAGUGACCGGCUAACUUGCCGAACACAUUGGGGAGAAACCGUAAAGCGCCCCGUCUCCCAGUGUCGUAGCCCCGUUUUAACGUUAAUUAAUCUCGUCAAGAUGUCAGCCUUCUCUGAGGCGGCUUUAGAGAAGAAACUGUCCGAGCUCAGCAACUCGCAGCAAAGUGUGCAGACGCUGUCGCUGUGGCUCAUUCAUCAUAGAAAACACGCCAGGACCAUUGUCAACGUGUGGAUCAACGAACUAAAAAAAGCUCAGGUAUCACGCAAGCUGACCUUCCUUUACUUGGCCAAUGACGUCAUUCAGAACAGCAAGAAGAAGGGCCCAGAGUUCACACAGGACUUUGCUCCGGUCAUCGUGGACGCAUUCAAACAUGUAUACAGAGAUGGCGAGGAGGGCUGUAAGAAACAGCUGGGUCGGGUUCUUUCCAUCUGGCAGGAGAGAGCUGUGUAUGAGAACAACCUGCUGGAGCAGCUCUCCCAAGUCCUCUAUGGAGAAAAGAAGGCGAAGAAGAGACCGUAUGAGGAGAUCCGACCAAAUGAUGAAGAUUUUGCUUCCCAGAGUUCCCCAGCCGAGCCCCCUCAGACGGCAGAGUUGAUCCGAGCCCUUCAGGAGCUGGAGAACGCGGCCUCUGGCGACUCGGUGCUGCGGCAGCGCAUCUCGUCCCUUCCUGCUGAGGUGCAGGACACGUCGCUGCUUCACAGAAUUACAGAUAAGGAAUCGGGGGAGCGUCUCUCCCGGCUGGUGGAGGAGGCCUGCAUGUUGCUAGCGGACUUCAGUGGCCGCCUGGCGGCGGAGAUCGAUGAUCGGAGGCAACUCACGCGCACGCUAACGGUCUUCCUACAGAGCCAGAAAGACGGGCUGACCCAGAACGAGCAGAAACUUGACGAGUACAAACGCAAACUGGCGAGGGUGACCCAGGUCCGGAAGGAGCUGCGAGUGCGUCUGAACAAUCUUCCAGGAGGACUCUACAAUUCUUCAAAAUGACUCCCGUUUCAUCUCCUGAUCAGAUAACUUGACCGUCCUGCUUCUCAACCCGUCUCUAGAUAUCUGCUCAUGGACAUUGCCUCAGUUCUCUUCUCAUGAUUUUGGAAGGUGUCUGUUGUUCUCAGUCUUUUUUUAACAUAUUGUUCAUCCCUGUCGCUUUUGUUAACAGAAUGUCUUCUUUGUGAGUUCAUAGCUUCAUACUCACCAGACUCAAGCCCCUCUUGGUUUGGUCCCUUUAAGGUGUCAUCGGUGAUGCUGGUGUGAUAUUUUUGUAUUUAAAGUGACUUAAGAUAAUGCACCAGAGAAUACACCCCGAGUGUGAUGAUUUAUCAAAUGUUCAGUGUUUUGGAUUGUUUUCAUGUAAUUAUUUUACCAGUAAACCUAUAAGUCUAACUCUUGGUUAUAUAAGAAUUGUUUAAUGCAGUGUGAUGUAAACUGGAAACCAUAUUCUAAAGCUGAGCAGUGAGUCAUGUUCUAAAAACAAACUGAAAUGUGUAAUCAUCAUUUACUUAAAGCCUUCUUCUGAGAGGGGUUUGUAAGUCAUGGGUCAAUGUACAUAUUCACAUCUGCAUGUAAAUAUGACUGGAGUUUUGCCUGUGAACGAUAUGUGUCCAUGUUGCCAUGGAUUGUGGUGAAAUGGUUAUUCACACAAAAUACUGCGGUAUCUCACUGUAAUCUACGUCUCCAUUGCUGCUCAGACUUCCACUGUACUGAAAUGAUGACUGAAGGAGCUUGUUGUCCUGUUUACUGUAUCACACUGCUUCAUAGAUGUAUCAUUAACUCUACUGAAUGCUGUGCAGAUGCCUCACACAGCUUAAUAGGUGCCCCCAAAACCCGAAGCCAGACUUAAGCUGUUGUUUUUGUACAUUUGAAGCAAAUUCUUCUUAGAACCAAAUAAAUAGAAAAUGUGAAAAUGUU
This is a messenger RNA of Pungitius pungitius (ninespine stickleback), 2082 nucleotides long. RefSeq names its product regulation of nuclear pre-mRNA domain-containing protein 1A-like. The coding region runs from base 280 to 1164 and encodes 294 amino acids. Lineage: Eukaryota; Metazoa; Chordata; Actinopteri; Perciformes; Gasterosteidae. The transcript is spliced from 7 exons. The record is from RefSeq and is a predicted model, not a curated record. Gene Ontology annotation, molecular function: RNA polymerase II C-terminal domain binding. Gene Ontology annotation, biological process: mRNA 3'-end processing.